AUUCAUUCUUUCAUCAAAUAUUUAUUCUGUGGUUUUAUGGUUGUAUAAGAGCUUUAGCAUAGAGUUUAUGCCAAGUUUUAUGCUUGCAUGUAUUUAAGAAACAGAAUACCAAAACCAAACCCAUUGCUCUUGAGUCAAUUCCAACUUAUAGCAACCCUAUAAAACAGAGUAGAACUGUCCCAAAGUGCUUCCAAGACUGUGAUCCUUACAGAAUCAGACUGCCACAUCUUUCUACCAUGGAACGGCUGGUGGGUUAGCAGCCUUUUGGUUAGCAGCCAAGUAUGUAUCCACUGUGCUACCAGGGCUCCCAAGGAACAACACAGAAUAAUUUAAAUCAACCCUGCAAAAAUAAUUUUCUUCAAAAAAACACAUUACUCAAUUUUUAGCAACACUGACUUGGAUAUUCAUCAACCUCUACCCCCGUAUAGCUUAGACUUAGCAAAUAAAGAUCUAUUACAAAGCUAAAGGCAUAACCAGUUGUGUAGACACAGGUGGUGUCCCAGCUGUAAUAGCCCAUUGCUUUAUUGAUCUCUGCUAUUUGUUUUCAGCUUACAGGAACCCCAUCUGGGCCCCUAAAACAAAACGAAACAAAACCUUUUGUCUUCUUGACAAAUUAUUCCCAAUUCCAAAAAGAAUAAUCUUAAUAAAUAAGACACACCCGCCAAUAAUAUAUUAAAAGGACCAGGCAGCUGCUGGACCCCCAGACAUUUCUUGCUCAUAGGGAGAAUGUUCUUCAAAGGGAGAACCUGGCUUUGGUUAUUUAUCAGAACAAGUAUCAUUCUAGGAAGUGGAUUAAAUAGCCCAGAGCAACAUGGAAAAAAUAAUUGUUAUCAGAUUAACAGUUUUCAAUGCAGCUUUAAGGAAGCAGAAGAUUACUGUCAUGCCCAGAGAGGAUACCUUGCUUACCCUUGGAACCAGGAAGUUCAAGAUCUCAUCUGGGACUUUUUGGAAGAAGGGAAGAAGUGGUGGAUUGGGCAAAAAUUAAUAGUACUGAGAAAACAUCAACAAAGCAACCCAGAUGUUGCAGCCCACCAUGCCACAAAGCCCACCAACUGCACCUACGUGUCCAGAAACUCUAGUUUUAUCUUAUCAAAAGUGGACUCCUGCUUACUGGAGCAUUAUUUCAUUUGCCAGGCUGAUGCCUUUUCGGACCCAGAUGCCAGUCAUGAAAGAAAUGGAGGUAAUUCUCAUUUACCACAGAGACCUAAGAAGACAAAAAGAGAAGUCACAACACUGAGAAGCAAAUUGACCUCAGGUGAUCUGUCCAAGACCCUGUGCCAUCCCAUCAGCCCAUUUUCUUCAAUAGUACCAAAAGUCACACAGCAGGUGAUAUCGGUCACAUCUGUUCCUACCAGCCAGCCUCCACCUGUGAUACCAGAGUUUACCAGGCCUACACCUCUAACACAUGCUGAAAAAGCUCUGGAAGAAAUAACUUUAAGCUCAAAGAAGGACUCACAUUCAGAUGUCUCCACCACUCAUCUGCAAGCAUCAUUUCUGAAUGCAUCUGACCAGGUCAUAGAUGAAAUAGUGAGGAAGUUUAACAGAGCAAUCCGUGGUUUGCAAACUCACAACGAAUUGCAGAAAGCUUGUGAGGUCCUCCAGAAACUGACAGCCUUUAUUCCAAGAAUCUCUAAGCCAGCUAAGAUCAGUGUCAUUGAUUCCCUUGUCUACCUGAGUGAGCAGUUACGGAAGAUCCCAUUUCAUAACAACAGCUCUCUGCACUUGAAAGUUCCUGUGACCAUCUGCCUCUUUUAUUCCCUCAACAACGUAAUGAAAGCUGGUGAAGCAGGCUGGCAGAAAUCUAAGUAUGAUGUUGAGUGGGUAGACAUCAUGCUGGAAAGGUCUUUGCAGGCUCUUGGGAUGAUCCAGGAAGGAUUUCUACAGCAGAGUUCGUUUUCUGAGUCUUCAGUGACUUUGACCUCUUCCGUUGUUACUCUAAUGCUGAGCAGCCAAAACAUAUCAACUUUGCCUCUGAGCUAUUAUACUCUGGGAGACCCAGCACCUGUGAGGUUAGGCUUUCCAUCAGCUUCGGCUUUGGAGGAGCUCUUGAAUGAACACCCAACAGUUAACGUCCAAGUGACAGGACUAGCUUUCAACCCCUUCAAGAAUUUUGAUAACAGGAACAUUGUUGGAAGCAUUGGAAGUGUAUUACUAAGCUCUAAUAAUAAAUUGCUCCAAGUUCAUGAUUUAAUGGAAGAGAUUGAGAUCAUGCUCUGGAGAAAUGCUAGCAUGGAAACCCAUUCCACCAGCCUCAACAUGAGUACAGACCAUUUUACGAUCGCAGUGAAUAUCACUUCCCUGGAAAAAUCUCUGAUAGUGUGCAUAGAGCCUGAAAGUCCUCUUUUAAUCACACUCUACCUGGGCUUCCAAAAUCAGCCAAACCACACUCACUACCACCUGAACAUCACCCUUCCAAAGGAUCCAGUGUGGCAGAAAGAUGAAGAAUAUACAUGGGUGCUGACUCCAGAGAGUCUGCAAUAUGGGAUUGGCACCUACUACAUAACAGCUAUGUUGAAUAAAACCAAGGAAGGUGCUCAGCAGAUGCCCACCCUGCUUUCAGUCAUAACUGCUGCCACUCAGUGUUAUUUCUGGGACAGCUACAACAGAACAUGGAGGAGCGAUGGAUGCCAAGUUGGACCGCAGAGCACAGUUUUGAGGACACAGUGUCUCUGUAACCACUUGACCUACUUUACAAGUGACUUCUUCAUUGUGCCCAGGACAGUGAAUGUUGAAGACACAAUCAAGCUGUUUCUUCGUGUGACCAACAACCCUGUUGGGGUGUCAUUGCUGGCCAGCGUUCUAGGAUUCUAUAUGAUUAUGGUUGUGUGGGCUUGGAGAAAGGAUCAAGCCGAUAUGCAGAAGGUGAAGGUCACUGUCCUGGCUGAUAAUGACCCCAGCUUUCAAUUUUACUACCUUAUUCAAGUCUAUACUGGAUAUCGGAGAAGGGCUGCUACAACAGCCAAGGUUGUUAUCAUCCUGUAUGGAUCAGAGGGAUCGAGUGAGCCCCAUCACCUUUGUGACUCUCAGAAGGCAGUCUUUGAACGAGGGGGACUGGAUGUCUUCCUUCUCACCACUCAGUCCUCUCUAGGAGAAUUGCACAGCCUUCGGCUCUGGCAUGACAAUUCUGGCGUCAGCCCUUCUUGGUAUAUAAACCAGGUAAUUGUCAGUGACAUGGCAGUUAAGAGGAAAUGGCAUUUCCUGUGCAAUUGUUGGCUGGCUGUGGACAUAGGAGAUUGCGAGCGUGACCAGAUCUUCACACCAGUCUCAAAGAGAGAUCUCUUUUCCUUUAGGCACCUGUUUUCCUCCAUGAUAAUAGAAAAGUUCACACAAGAUCAUCUGUGGCUCUCAGUUGCAACUCGACACCCCUGGAACCAGUUCACAAGAGUCCAGCGGCUCACUUGCUGCAUGACACUGCUUCUCUGCAACAUGGUCAUCAAUGUCAUGUUUUGGAAGAUAAAUGGCACCACUGCCAAGAGAGACGAGCAAGUGGGUCCGUUUGAUGUGACCUGGUCUGAACUGCUUAUCAGCAUCCAAACGGCUGUCAUCCUUUUCCCAAUCAAUCUUGUAAUUGGACGGAUCUUCCCGCUGAUUCAAACACAGGAGCCUGCACCUUUCUUUCCCCUCAUUCAGGCUCCCUGCCCCUCAGAUGCUUCCUUUGAGCCUCUCUCUCUCACAAAGGUAGUUGAGGAAUUAAAGGAAACUGUGGGAUUCCUGCUCAAGAGAAAUACAUACCUACUUUCAGAGUGUGAACAAUCAUCAUGGAGUUCUUACAACAUUAACAAGCUGGUGACACUUUUAUCCAGCCUCAUUUAUUCUCACUUAGAGGCCCAUGGCAGUCAUCAGCAGGCAGGAUCCAUUUGGGCAAAUGUGGUUCCUGAAAACCACCGUCAUUUCUGCUAUUACCUGCUCAGAGUUCUGCGGAGGCUACAAUCUCAUUUAGGCAUACUGGGUAUCACCGAAGUUCACCAGCCUUGUGACUUCCUUGAUGCAGCCAGCCAACUGCAAAAACUCCAGGGAAUCUUGGAAACACACAUUCUUUCCAUGGAGCAAGGGCCACCCAGGGAGGCGACCAGUUUUCCCCUCCUGAUCUCAGAAGAAGGGAACAAGCUGCUCUCUAAUGGCCUGCCUAGAUGGCUGGCUUAUCUCUGCUGGCUCCUUCUCGGUAUCACUAGUCUGGCCUCAGCCUUUUUUACAGCACUUUAUAGCCUGGAAUUGAACAAAGAUCAAGCCACCAGCUGGGUUAUUUCGUUGGUGUUAUCAGUGCUCCAAAAUACCUUCAUCAGCCAACCUGUAAAGGUGGUUGUCCUCACAUUCUUGUUCUCACUGAUGCUGAACAGGAUGCCGUGGCUUAACAAAGAGAAGGAACAACAAAUGAAGAGAAUCUUGGCACUCUUGGCAAAAUGUUCUUCAUCAUUACCUGGUACAAGAGAUAAGAACAACCCCAUCUACAUAGCUCCUGCUAUGAACAGUCCAAUUAGGCCUCCAGAAAGAAUGCUGAAAGAGGAGAAGCUCUUCAAACUGACCGGAGAUAUUUUGGUACAAAUACUCUUCCUAACCUUGUUGAUGACUACAAUCUACUCUGCAAAGAACUCUAAUAGAUUUUACCUCCAUCAAGCUAUCCAGAAGAGCUUUUCUCAUCAUUUCUCAGAGAUCAAACUUCUUAAGGAUUUCUACCCCUGGGCCAUUUGCACCCUCCUUCCUAACCUGUACGGAGAUUACAGAGGUAGGAACACAGUCCUGGGGCCUAAGUGCAAAUGUGGGGUGCAGAACACUCCUGCCCAAAAUACCCCUACCAUGACACAUUAGAACACUGGAAAAGGUAAGCUGGCUUUUUCCAUAUGACCUUAUCUCUGUAGGCACCCCAAGGCUCUCCUCCCUGAACUUCAGCUAACCGGGUUCAGGUUUAUGUCUGUUCUCCCAGGGUAAUCAAGUCCGCAGGGGCUGUUUCCCACUGAUAAGUAUCACAAGAGGUUAUCUGCUAAAUAAGAGUGAGAAUCUACUCCUUACCUCAUGAAAAGUGCUUUCUUCACAUCCGUAAGGCUGGACAGUUUAAUUUCGCUAUGGACAUCAAAGAACAGCUUUGCCUGGCCCAUCAUCUCACAAGUCAUCUAUUAUCUACUAGUCUGUUACUACACCUUCAUCCAGGGUUGUCGGCUGAAACAGCAGAGGUGGAGGUUCUUCUCUAGGAAGAGAAACAUUCUGGACACAAGCAUAAUCCUCAUUAGCUUUGUCACCUUGGGGCUUGAUAUGAAGCGUACUUCUCUACAUAAGAAAAACUUGGCAAGAUACCGCCACAACCGGGAUGGGUUCGUCAGCUUCUAUGAGGCAGUAAAAAUGAACUCUGCCGUCAUUCACCUUGUGGGCUUCCUGGUGCUACUGGCAACUGUUCAGCUGUGGAGCCUUCUGCGUCAUGACGCCAGGCUGCGGGUCAUUGGCAGCACACUGAGCAAAGCCUGGGACGAGGUGGUGGGCUUUUUGCUGGUCAUCCUGAUCCUGCUGACAGGCUAUGCCACUGCUUUUAACUUGCUGUUUGGAUGGAACAUCUCUGACUACAGAACUUUUUUCAGCUCCAUGGUGACAGUUGUUGGUCUCCUGAUGGGAAUCUCUCAUCACAAGGAGGUUAUUGCUUUAGACCCAGUCCUGGGGUCCUUUCUGAUCCUCACCAGUGUCAUCUUGAUGGUACUUGUGAUCAUUAACCUUUUUGUUUCUGCCAUUUUAAUAGCCUUUGGUAAAGAAAGGAAGUCUCUUAAGAAAGAAGCUGCACUGAUAGAUAUGCUGCUACAAAAGCUCUCGAGUUUAUUAGGGAUCCUGCAGCACCAGAACACACCCUCGUCUAAGCAAGCCGCCAUGACAGCAGCGGGCACUGGCACUGAGGUUUCAGAUGAUGGCCUCUCUUAA
Molecule: messenger RNA, 5898 nt
Organism: Loxodonta africana (African savanna elephant)
Lineage: Eukaryota; Metazoa; Chordata; Mammalia; Proboscidea; Elephantidae
Gene: PKD1L3
Product: polycystin 1 like 3, transient receptor potential channel interacting
Biological process (GO): detection of mechanical stimulus; kidney development
Cellular component (GO): membrane
Molecular function (GO): calcium channel activity; protein binding
Source: RefSeq, a predicted model, not a curated record